Molecule: messenger RNA, 477 nt
Organism: Diaporthe citri
Lineage: Eukaryota; Fungi; Ascomycota; Sordariomycetes; Diaporthales; Diaporthaceae
Exons: 6
Coding region: 1-477 (158 amino acids)
Biological process (GO): mycotoxin biosynthetic process
Source: RefSeq, a predicted model, not a curated record
AUGGUCGUUCCGACCGAGGUCGUGCAAUGGAGGGCGGAUUAUGACUUCGUGCCACUGAAUGCCACCGAGUUCCUCAACCCGAAGGUCCAAACCAAGUGGGAGAGCUUGUACCCAGCUGGGGCAGGCUUUGGCCCGGACGGCCUCGUCUACAACUCAACCUCUGUGACACACCAGCUGCACUGCGUGUACAUCAUGGGCAAGAUCUUCUCCGCAGUCUUGACGAAUUCACCGGACCUCCCUGAGCCUGACGACUAUGAGGCCCACUUCCUCCACUGUAUCGACUACAUGCGACAGGCAGCCAUGUGUGCUGGGGACCUCGCGGUUGAGCCUCGUGGGGAGAAUGGCCAGCCUGGUCCUAUCAACCUUGACAAUGCCUUCAAUGGUCGUCAUGUGUGCAAGGACUACACACAGGUGAAGAGCUAUUUGGAAGAGCAAGUAAGGGACGGAAAACGAAAUAUUCUGCCCCUCGACGACUGA